Messenger RNA from Ceutorhynchus assimilis (cabbage seed weevil), 1136 nucleotides. The record is from the annotation of a GenBank genome assembly. NCBI's taxonomy places the organism in Eukaryota, Metazoa, Arthropoda, Insecta, Coleoptera, Curculionidae.
AAAUAACAAUUUGUGAGGUUAGAGGUUAGAAAAACGAAAAAUUCCUAAUUUCCAAUUAUUUUUUGAAUUUCCUCUUUAAAACGAACAAAAAACCAAAGAAAAAUGCAGCUCAUCCUACGUAACAUCCCCAGGUUUUUUCACACUUCAACACCAAAAGCUCUAGCAGCAGAAAAGUCGGCUUUAGGCACACUCCGAAAAAAAACUGGCUACACAUUUACCAAUUGUAAAAAGGCAUUGGAAAUGCACAGCAACGACAUAGAAAAGGCUGAAGAAUGGCUGAAACAACAAGCUCAAGCUUUAGGUUGGUCAAAAGCAACAAAAUUGGAAGGCAGACAAACUACACAAGGUCUCAUAGGUGUUGCUAUUGAUAAUAAUAACGGGGUUUUAGUCGAAAUUAAUUGUGAAACAGAUUUUGUUGCUAGAAAUGUGGAAUUUGAAAAUAUGGUCAAAGAAGCGGCUGAAAGUUGUUUGAAUUAUCUAAAAAACACACAAAAAUCUGGUAACUCUAUAACAAAAGUUGGUUUAGAUGCUGAUCAAUUGAAAACUUUGAAAGCUAGUGAUGGGAAAAGUUUGGCAGAUAAAUUGGCGCUUAUGAUUGGAACUGUUGGAGAAAAUGCCUCAUUGAAAAGAGCCAUAGGAAUUAGGGUUAAUAACGGGAUUUAUUUAACAGGUUACGCUCAUCCAUCAGGAAAAGCCACCAGUAACAUACUCUUAGGCAGGAUAGGAAGUCUUCUGGCCAUAAAAAAUUUAAAUCCUGAAAAUCCCAAAAUAGAGGAAUUGGCAAAAGGUAUUUGUCAGCACGUAGUUGGGUUAGCUCCCAAAGCUAUUGGCCACAUAGAUGCUAAGCCAGCAGAAAAUAAAGAGGAAGAAACAAAUUUGAUUCAUCAAGAAUAUUUACUGGAUGACAGUUUGACUGUUAAGGAAUUACUUGAGGAGAAUCAAUUGGAAGUAGUUGAUUUUAGGAGGUUUGAAUGUGGAGAAAAUGUUGAAAUAAACCAGUGAAUUGACAAAUUGAAUUGGCUUAGCUAGUGGAAACAGUUCGAUUGAGACAAGCCAUCAUAUAGGUACUCGAAAACUGUUUUGUAAAUAUUAUGGCAUUUAUUCUGUUUUUAAAUAAAAUGUUUGUACAUGAGAAA